UCUAGAUUAGUCCAUACUUGGGGUUUUUCCUGUUGGUUCUUAUUGGCUUGACCUUAUCGUAUCGAUUUCGGGCUUUUUGCUCCCCAGGGAUUUGUGCCUUUUCGCGAUCACAAGUUGCGGGCUGGUGAUAGUAGCGCUACAUACAUACUAGCAUCCUGCUCUGGCAAACCAUGAGCUUGUCACUUGCAACUAUAGCUUAAGUCCUGACAAUGGUCAAUGGGUCACCAUCUUCGACGUUGAUCGAUAUUCCUACGGCGCUCAAUACGCAGGGGAAUGUAAAUGUAGUUGGGGUAGUUGUCGACGUUUUCAACAGUGUGUUCAAGUCGGCGGGUUCACCAUGCAUAACCUUCACCCUCAAGUCAGAUAACUUUAACAACGGCCAUGUGUGGGACGGACUGAAAGUCAAGUACUUCAAAACCAACGAGUCCCAACUACCACCUGUGCAAGAAGGCGAUGUAAUCCUUCUACGGCACCUCUGGAUUAGGGCGUUUAACGGCAAACCACUAGGAGUGGCGGCCGAUAAUGCAAACAUCCCAUGGGCUAUUUUCCGCUCGGACCCAGAUCCAUUGUCUAUUAAUGCUCCCAUUUGUGGUCCAACACCCUUUGAACCAUCGUAUGCGGAGAAGAGACGAUGCCAAACGUUACUAGAAAGUAUUUCUGGGAUUACGAGGUUUCGCAAUGUCUCGACUUCGCAACUUGCGACCUCCCAAUCCAUCUCGGCUCAGGCUUCAAGCUCGAAACAGGGUGCCCGAACGCAAAGAAAGCUGACCCUGAUAAAGGACAUUCGAGAGGGGACAAUUGUUGACCUUAUCGGCGAAGUGGUCAAGAUAUACCCCCGGAACAGCGACAAAGUGCUUCUCUACAUAAGCGACUAUACAACAAAUAAGAACCUACAGGACCAUACACCACUUGAUGAUGACCCUGAUACAUUCUACUAUCGCAGUAGGAAGAAGUGGACAGGCCCACCCGGCCAGAUGUCUCUGCCAGUAACACUAUGGGAACCACAUGCGAGCUUUGCCCGAGAAAAUAUCAAGGACAACGAUAUCAUCAUUUUAAAAUAUGUUCACAUCAAGGCGAACCGACAUAAUCUCACGCUCGAGGCUAGCAUGCACUCAGCUCGUUAUCAUAAUCUGCGUUCCAUUGAUCCUGACAGGGAUGUCAAUGCCAAAGAGCUUCGACGUCGGAGGCAAGAUUACUACAAGGAAAUCAAUACUGGGAAGUGGAAAGCUGAGGAGGAAGUUAAACUAGCGAAGGGACCGAAAACUCGCAAUAAAAAAAGGUUGGAAGGUGUAAAGGAAGUAAGCGAAACAGUGCGACAAAUGAGACAGCGAAACAGACCUAAUGAGCACGUUAAAGCAAGCUAUGAAAGCGUCCGUGGAUGCAGCAUUGGGGACAUUAUUGCAAGCGAAUACCAUGAUUUUGAGUCCCAUGAUGGUAUUGAAUAUCGUCUUCCGUUCCAAAACCUCUGCUAUAGAGCUACUGUUCGGGUUGUCGACUUCUUCCCUCCAAAUCUUGAGGACUUUGCGGUUCCUCAAGAAUCCAAGAACAGUCGCCUGGGUAGCGACAUGCAUUACAAUGAGGAGGACGGUGGCAUCACUCAGUGGGAGUGGCGCUUUUGUCUCCUAGUUGAGGAUGCAUCGCCUCCUCCUGGACACCCCAAGGCGCACAUCAGGCUUUUCGUGUCUGGCGCCAACGCAGAAUUUUUGCUGCAAAUGAGUGCCGCAGACUUGCGUAAAGACCUAAGAAAGCUAGCGAUCCUCAGCGAGCGGCUUUUCAUUCUUUGGGGUGAUCUCGAGGAACGGAAGAAAAAUAUUGCAAAACAAAACAGCGAAAGCCCUCCAAAGCUAGAGCACGCCUCCUCAAGGCCCUUCAAUUGUUGCAUACAAGAGUAUGGAGUCAAAUGUUCUCACGUCUCGGACACGGACGCAAGGUCUGACGACACGUCUGGUUGUAGCCAGGAGGACUGUUUUGGUUGGGAACGGCGUUUUGCCAUGUUUCAGACGACUAUCGAUUCAUGAAUUAGCACUGUGUACUCCUAUACCCCUCUGCGUUAAUUUCGAGGUGACAUUCAUCUUGGCUUAGC
This is a messenger RNA of Aspergillus alliaceus, 2083 nucleotides long. RefSeq names its product telomere-binding alpha subunit central domain protein. Gene Ontology annotation, biological process: regulation of telomere maintenance via telomerase; telomere capping. Gene Ontology annotation, cellular component: nuclear telomere cap complex; chromosome, telomeric region. The coding region runs from base 210 to 2018 and encodes 602 amino acids. The record is from RefSeq and is a predicted model, not a curated record. The transcript is spliced from 4 exons. Gene Ontology annotation, molecular function: G-rich strand telomeric DNA binding; telomerase inhibitor activity. Lineage: Eukaryota; Fungi; Ascomycota; Eurotiomycetes; Eurotiales; Aspergillaceae.